CAAGCCAUUUCAAAACGGCAGAUUGAGUAUUAUCCUGGUUCUGGACUGUGUUUAAACGAUUUGCCACUCAAGCCACUCUGUUACUGCUUUCAGAUGUCACCGUCAACGACACAGCGCUCCUGCCAAAAGGAUAUUCAACAACUUUACCGGAUGAUAGAGGCGUCGACAGACGGUCAAGCUUCAAUAAUCGGAGUCACUGAAAUGUCAGUGGUGAUCUCGCUGCAUCCCAAAUUUGGUUACAAUGCGCACGCUGAUUUCACUGCGAAAAUUAGAUACCCCGUGUCUUAUCCGAGCGAUGGUCCACAGGUGACAUUCAACUCACCAAUCUUCCAUCCCAAUAUCGACAACACAUCGGGCGACGUUUGUUUAAAUCUUCUUAGUGAGUGGCGUAGCUGUUACAAUCUGCUGGAUGUGGUAAAAGCUCUUCUCUACCUAAUCAACAAUCCAAAUUUCGAUUUGCCAAACAACCUGUUUGGAUCCCUGAGUAACAGGAACCUAAUAGGGAAGAAGACAAUGCGGGUACUAGCUGGUCUGCCUGUGAACGGUGAACGGUUUGCGCCAAACAAGGCUUGGUGCGAAUGGGCAAAGGCCAAUGGCUGCCUUCCGACUGAUGAGGAUGACGAUGAUGCCAGUGGUGAGGGGGAGGGUGGGGUGCAGACUACGGUUGAGGCGGCUCUCCAAGAUAGGAGUGAUGAGCGCGACGCUGCUUUUACGUACAAGACAAUUAAAUGCAUUUUAUUUCCUUUCUCCUGUUUCUCAAUGCAGACAAGUGACGAUGGAGAAUGUGACGACGGUGGAGCUGUGUUCAACGAAAAUGUUCUUUCUUAUGCUAAUGUUCGAUACUCCGUGGAUUCAGACAGUGAAUCACGGUUAUCGCUGAGCUACGGACGAGAUGACGUAAUGAGGAACUUCGAGGUCCAGCGCAUUAUUAUUUCGCUUCCCACUGAUGGUUCUACGGCCGGUGACCACUCGGUAUUCUACUACUGUGAGCACAUCGGUGAUCAGUCCUGGCGGAGGGAACAUGGCAGUUUCUACAGCAAGCUUCUUUCCGGCGAUGUCUUGCAUUCGAUGCAAAGUCAUCCUGAAUCGGGACAGGCAUCUAGUGUCUGUCCGUGGUACACCUUCUGCGAACAAAAGCGGUAUUCCUUUGAAUCGACCUCCACCUCCGUCUACGAUAUCUCCUUUUUAUUUACUAGGAAGACUUUAACUAGGCCCUAUUUGACCAACGACUUUUGUCCGUGGUCGUAUUUCGAUGGAGGAGGUACUUGGAACAUCUUGGGUGGGCUAUUUUGGGAGCAGCGACGUCGCAACUGGACUGCGAGCACAUGUACAGAAGUCAACCUAGAUGGCAAUGACAUGGCGCUCUUCAAUACUAGUUUUUCAACGAAAGAUAGUGAUUCUGAGGAAGAAUUUAAGGAGGAAGAGAGGAAGGAGGAUGACUUUGCAGAGGAGCAGAUGCAGGAGGAUUGUGGCGUUGAUUUGACCGAUUCUGAAGAAACUGAAGAGGCAGUGUCAGCUACAAAAGAGUUAUAUGUGUGCGAUGUAGAAGGAGCUGAAAGGGGUGAAGAAUGCUUGCCAGGAGACGAAGGUGAAGAAGUGAUGGAGUGUGAUCUGGUCCAUAAUCGAGAAGAAACGUAUUCAUCCAGGUCAUCAGGAACUUAUGAAGGCGACGAAAAUAUUUGGUGCAUUCCUUAUGAAACAUUCUUUGACAUGGACACGAUUACCAGUAGACUGCGGCCACGGUGGAGGUGGAUCCUCCGUCAGACACGUUGGCCAUUUCGAUUUGCACCACAGCAGACUGUUGACCUGUCCAUGCAUGAGAUUUCAAUCCCGCCAUGGCGGGCGAGUGCCGUACGUCUGCUAUCGGAUGUUCGAAAUUUUUGUACAAGGAAUCGCAAGACAAAGAAUCUUAUUCUUUUAGAUCCCAUGGCAAGUUUUGUGCAUUUGUAA
Molecule: messenger RNA, 1950 nt
Organism: Mesocestoides corti
Lineage: Eukaryota; Metazoa; Platyhelminthes; Cestoda; Cyclophyllidea; Mesocestoididae
Source: the annotation of a GenBank genome assembly